UAUUCCAGUUCGUCAGUCAGUCGGCGAGUGUCAGUGCAUGGGAGUAGUUGUAUGUUGCUUUACUGACGUCCAACGAUUUAUAUCCCGCCACGUUUUCAUUUUGCCGGGAAAAGAAGGAACGUAGCCUUUUAUCAUACACAGAGUAAUUGUAGGCAAAGCUUCAGACAAUGUCGAGCCCUGUGAGCCCUUCAUUGAAGGACCUUCCCAAGGUCAAUCUGGACCUCAAGAGUGAGCUCGAAGGUUUCAAGACUGUGAAUAUGAAGAAGGCAGAAACCCAAGAGAAGAAUGUUUUACCUACAGCCGAAGAUGUGAAACAAGAGCGACAACACAGCGAGCUCAUUCAAGGCGUUGAGAGCUUUAAAACUGAGAGGUUAAAGCGGACCAACACGCAAGAAAAAAUUGUUCUACCAAAUGCACAAGAUGUUGCUACAGAGAAAACUCAGAAGGCUCUCCUGCAGGGUGUGGAAGCUUUUGAUACAGGGAAGCUGAAACACACAGAAACUCAAGAGAAGAAUCUCCUUCCAGAUAAGGAUGUUGUCAGACAAGAGAAGGUCCACCAGAACUUGUUGGAAGGUGUGGAGCACUUCGACAAGGCUACAAUGAAACCCACACAGACUCAAGAAAAGAACCCACUUCCAGAUCCAGAAGCUAUAGAACAAGAGAAGGAGAAACAGAAUUUGUUUGCAGGAAUUGAAAACUUUGAUACCAAGAAGUUGAAACACACUGAAACCCAAGAAAAGAAUCCCCUACCAACAAAAGAAGCCAUUGAUGAAGAGAAGAAGGCAUAAGGCUUGCCCAGACACUCCAGCCUUUGGGUGCAUUUUUCAACCAACUUGAACUGAAGGAACUUGCCCUUCAGUAUCCAUCCAGCUCAAUUGGGAUCAUAUUUUUUAUCAGUGCUGGUCGAUUUAUUUUUGUCACUAUUUAUAAAAGUAACAGUAAUAAGAUUUUCUUAUCCAGCCUUUAUACAACGAAGGAAAGUAAUUCAAAUGUGACUGUUUAUACCAAGUGCUUCCACAUAUUUCGUAUUGGAUAACCACCAUAGCAAAAUGUUUUGUAUACUGUAAUUACAGUAAAACUUUCUUCUAGUUAAUUAGAAUUGCCUUGGUGCAGUUUGUUUUAUUUUGGAGAUUAAUAUGUGUGGUUAUGAAGUUUUCUAUGCAGUGAAUACAUUUAUUGGACUUGUCACGAGUUGUAAAACAGUAAAUAAUACAUUUGCCAUUAGAAUUAAUUGAUAUCAAUGGCCAAAGUUUUCUGAGAAUUCUGUAGUAAAUAGAUGACCUGUCUUUAAAUUUGUUGAAAAAAACCAGCCAGGAUAACUAAAAAUUUUGCAUAAAAUUGUACUCAUCAUUUUUAAAAAGUGCUCUGUCAGUUGUUCAAUUGUAUAUCCAUUUUGAAAUUUUUACAAAAUGGGGAAAUGGGCGUGCUUUUAAAGUUGGGCUGAUUUUGAAUUUAUCACUCUGGUGUUCAAACAGAAACUUCCAAGUAUAUUUUCGUAUGGGUUUUGUACACACAAUAAUAAUGUAACUUUGUUCUAUGCACUUCUGCACAGCAAGUGAACUGAAUGGCCAACAAAUCUAGAUUUUCUGUGAUAUAAAUUGCAGCUCCUCCACAUUUAACCUCUUAUAAGCCUUGGCAACUAUGUGUACCACUUAUCUUAAUGAUAAAUAUAACAUUACAUUUCACCACAGAUUAUUUAUAGGGUACUGUUGGUUCUUCAUUUACUAACUGAUCCUUGUAAUGAAUACACAGUAGAUUUUUUUUAAAUAAGAACAGGCUUUUAAAAUAUUAUUUAAACAGAUUUGCCUUAUAAAAGGUUAAAAUGCUUGUGGUACAACUGAAUUUUUGUCUCACAGUAUUCUAGAUCUGUUAGUCAUAUUGCACUCCUUAGUUCGGCUGGGACAGUCCCAUUUUCAGUGGGUAUCUCAUCGUUGAGAUAUUGCCUAUUUGAACUGUAUAAUAGUUGAAAAGUUUCUGUACUUUGUAACAUGGAAUGUGUCAUGUUUUUUAACACUACCAUAUUCAGUAUGUUUUUUCUGAAGGAGCUCGUAACAGUUGUAGUUGAGAAGUUUGUGCAGACACUUGAACAGGCAUAAUCUCUUUUUGGCAAUAAAUGAGCACUGGUAUGAAUGGCGAUUUAAUUGUUAGAAGAAAAUGCUUUUUAUGUAUGUUUUAGUCACAAUUUAUGUUGACUAAAAAGGAUGGUAUGCUUUUUCUGCCUUUGGUAUUUGGUAUUGAAGAAAUAUAGCACUGUAAAAUACAAAUUACCUUAAUCAUAUUGGGGUACUGUCCAGAAGUGCAGUUGCACUGAUAUUGUAUUACUUCGAAUAUAAGAUGUCCUCAAAUUUGAGAUAAUCCAGCUUUUGAAUGUGGGCUUUAGAAAAAAAAUUAUAAAGGUGCACAUUCCAAAAGAUUAAGCUGCACCUCAGUUUUUCAGUGGGAAAAAAUGUACAUCUUAUAUUUGAAGUAAUACAAUAUUUGCAAAAAUUGUUUGCUCACAAAUCCGUGUUUUUUUAUUUAAUCCAUGUUAAUUGCACAUUUGUAAUAACCAAAAUUUCAGUUUGCACAUGGUAUUUGUAUAGUAUUGCUUCAUGUCAUUUGAUAAUUUGAAUAAAAUUUAUGUAAGUAUA
Molecule: messenger RNA, 2630 nt
Organism: Cryptotermes secundus
Lineage: Eukaryota; Metazoa; Arthropoda; Insecta; Blattodea; Kalotermitidae
Gene: cib
Product: thymosin beta
Exons: 7
Coding region: 168-788 (206 amino acids)
Biological process (GO): actin filament organization
Cellular component (GO): cytosol
Molecular function (GO): actin monomer binding
Source: RefSeq, a predicted model, not a curated record